This is a messenger RNA of Acaulospora morrowiae, 2436 nucleotides long. The record is from the annotation of a GenBank genome assembly. NCBI's taxonomy places the organism in Eukaryota, Fungi, Glomeromycota, Glomeromycetes, Diversisporales, Acaulosporaceae.
AUGAACAAAGCGAGUAUAGCCAGCAUCCUUAACACAGACACUCCUUGUACAUACGUGCCUUCGUCGAUGAAACCUGCAGUUAGUGCUAACUCAACGGAGACUCUGACUCCUUUCUCAUCUUCAACGUUGGCUGCGAUAACUAACGCAGACUCUGGUUUUCUCGAUAACACAAGAUCUCCGUUUAUCACUCCACUCAAAACACACGAACAAUACUCUCAAGAGCAAACUCAUGUGUUUUCGCACAAUAAUUUUUCACUAUCUAAUAAUUUGGUCUUACCAAGACCUCCCCUGUCGAGUGAUCGACAAAACCCUAUGCAAUCUCGAGCUGAUGGAGAUGAAAUUCGAGUGCCGGCUAAUUUUCACUCGACAUUUCAUACGAAUUUUCCUAUUCACACCGGAGCAGCUACCAAUAUUGUCCAAAGUAUACCAAGGAUUCAGUUGGUCCCAAAUGAGGAUGUCGGGAUUUAUAAGAACUUAAAUGCUAUCGUUUUGAAUCGAGAUCUCUUGGAUACUAUGGGAAGGCAAACCGAUGCGACUGCGAAUGCGUACAUGAAAGUACCCGACACCUUACGGCAAGUAUUCGAUUUCAAAAACACGAUAGUCUCCACCGAUCCAAAUAAUCCUUUGGUCGAACAGAAUAAAGCUGUUCGCAAAAAACGCUUUCGUCGAACCAAGCAGCAAAUGUUAGAGGAUGCCAUGAAAGCAAAGGAAAAAGGUGAAAACGAUGUCAAAGUUUCUUCUCCCCUCUCUGCUCCUCCGAAACGUGGUAGGAAGAGAGCAAGAAAUCUAAAUUUUCAGAGACCACAAGAUAGACUCAAGAGACCAAGGAAUGGAUAUAUGAUCUUCAUGAAUGAGGUCUAUGAGGAGACCAAAUUAAAAAAUCCAAACCUAAAAUUCGGUGAAAUCUCGGCGGCAAUUGGUGAGAGAUGGAAAAAUAUGUCAAAGGAGGAACAGAUGCCAUACCAUCACAAACAUGAACAAGAGAAGUUGAUGUAUGAGAACGCCAAACAAGCAAUGUCUAAAGGUGCCAUCUGUUUUGUGGAAGAGAAUAUCCCAUCAUCAUCGCCAUCGUCGGAACAAAAAGCUACGAAUAAAACUUUUGAAAACGACCCAUCUGCUUCAUCCACAUCUAUCUUGAUACCUUCGCAAUUACUCACGCCCAAAUCGCCAGCUGCAAAACUACCAACACUCAAAUUAACUCCAACUUCUGUGUCAACGUCCUCGAAUGACAUGAUCAUAGGAGGUAGAGCUAAAUUAUCCCAACACGCACCAUUCAUGCAAUCACCAUCUGCCUCUGAGAAUAUAAUCAAGGCUACGGCCUCUGCGCGCGGAUUGCCGCCUGCCACUUUGUUGGUAACUCCGCUGACCACUCCCUGCGAGACAGAUGAAAUCCAAAAGUCGACUUCGAUUGAAGAAUUAUUUGAAGGGGUACAAUCAAAAACUGUAGUCAACACUGCUGAAAAAUCCAAAUCUUCCAAUCUAGAUAAAGGUGUUGCUGAUGGAGACAAUUUACCUUCAAAUUUAUCACCCAAUUCUAAUGAACAAAUAAUGUUUAUUGAAGGUGAUCAGAAAAAUGAGAAGAUUCAGAAGGAUCAAGAUAUAAGUAAAAUUGUUAGUGGUGGACUGAAGACAGAGGGUUUGGUAUUGGUGGAUGAUUAUGAGGAUGGAGGAGAUGAUUUAGAAGGUAUGGGAGUUGAAGAAAUUACUCAGUCACUAUCUCCAACCUAUGGCACACCACAGCUAAAAGUUGAGAAGCGAAAAGGUAGGGGGGGGAAGGAGGAAAAAGUUUGGGAAGAAAAGGUUAAGCUAGAUCAAGAAAGGCAAAAGAAAAAAUCGGAGAUUAAUAUUGAUCUAUUGAUGAAAGAAUCGGUAACGUAUGGUAGCAGAACAUCAGGGCGAAAUAAUUCUACCAAGAAGGUCACAAGAUCUUUGCUAAAAGGUAAACAGAUUCUAAAUAAAGACAUUAACCGAGACUUUACGCCACGACGUGAAGGCUUAAGGUCAGCAAGACGCUCAUCGAUUAACAACACUAAACUCACAAGGUCGCGCAAUCGGUCGUCACCGUCAAAGUCCGUCGACGACAUCGCAAGUUCUUCAAAAUCAUCGCCGAAUAUUUUGAAGGAUGACGAUAGCCAUGAUAUGAUCGAGGUUGACUCUGAUAACACCAGUGAUUACGAUAGCGAUACAAGCAAUGACACAAGAAAUAAAUGGCAUUUUCCAAUUGUCGGAACAAAAACAUCUCCGGGACUGACUCCCUAUAGAAAGCGUAAGGUUAACUCUAUUGAUGAAGAUAUUAACGAGUCUAAUGCUACUAAUAAACAUGGUAGAAGUGUUGGGAAUCGUGGGGGAAGAAGAGGACAGAGAACCACUCGAAAUGCGAAUAAUUCAGAGGAUGUAUCUGUGAAAAAGGUAUACAAAAGAAGAAAGGUAUACUGA